Adelges cooleyi (spruce gall adelgid) is the source of this 1552-nucleotide messenger RNA. RefSeq lists its product as uncharacterized. The transcript is spliced from 5 exons. The coding region runs from base 63 to 1442 and encodes 459 amino acids. The record is from RefSeq and is a predicted model, not a curated record. NCBI's taxonomy places the organism in Eukaryota, Metazoa, Arthropoda, Insecta, Hemiptera, Adelgidae.
CGUUUAGAAGUUCAGUACUAAGUAGUCAAGUCCUAUUUACAUAGAAAAUUAUUGUUCUAACUAUGCGGGAUUUAAGCAUUUUAUUUUUUAUCAUAUUAAUCAUGACGAAGACUUCAGAGGCGUCCCCCGACGAUGGAAGACACGAUGAGAAAUCAUCUCCAAAAAAGGCGUCUCCAGAAGGUGAAAGACACGAUGAGAUCUUAUCUCUGGAAAUAACAUUGUCUGAAGAACCGACAUCUCCACCUUAUUCGCCGCCAUACUUACCAACUCCAUCUCAGUCAUCUCCAACGCAUGCAGUUUCCGUCGUGAAAUGCAGACACUUGUCCAAAGUAAUAAAGCAUAUGAAGGCAACGGCCGCGGGGUUUAAUGAAGUGAAAAAUUGGUCAAGCCUGAAAGCGGAAAUUCGCGGUUAUAACGUUAACAAAUCGAUAAUCUCGUUGUACAAGAGAGACCCCAAUUCGAUUGGAUCUUUGUGGGACUUUUAUUUGUACAAGAUUUGGCUGGAGACGGAGAAUAUACACCGCUUGGAAACCGACACUAGCAAACAAACCAAGGUAAAGACUACUCACGGGAACGUUAUUAGAUCACUGGAGAACGACUUGUUGCGAACGUCCGAUUGCCUUAACGAUAACAACAAUUGUCCUUACGCCAAGUGUAUAGAGCCUGCAAACAUAAAAUCCAUAGUAAACAGAAACCGUUUUACAUUGUACAGCCAUGUGAAGAUAAUCGAUGCGUUGAAACCCACAACACUCUUCGUGCAAAUUUUGAGCAUUCAGGACACACGAUUGAUGAGUUUCCUUAACGGUAACAUAAAAUGGACCGGCACGAGCCAAGUAUUGGAAAAAUCUUGGCUCGGUAUUUGGUCAGAGUUUGACGUGACCGUAGACCACUAUAAGAAAAUCAAAUCAUACUUCACGUUGCAUAAUCAUUUUUUAAAUAUCAUUAUCACUAAGCUGUAUUGCAGACACUUGCUGUGUAUGGAAAAAAUAUCAGACGAAACGCAGAAAUUGAGUUACGCGACACAACUGACUACCUUACUCGACGACUACAAACACAUGUUAAUAAUCCAAGACGAUCCCAAUGUGAAUUACUUAUCGAAGGCUGUCGAAGAGAUGGCCACUAAAAAUGGAGAUAUAAUCAAAACGACAUCUCAGCUAAAGACAAACAUUGAAUCCAUGUGUUCGGUGCUGGAGUGCUCGGGGAUUGGGCAUAUUACUUUGACAGAAUAUGAUAAUGAGAUCAUUAAUGCACUCAAUACUAAUAAAAAAAUUGAUUUGGCAAACUCUCAGUCUGACGAAAUUGACCCCCUGCAAAACGUGAAAGAUUUUUUGGACCUUCUUCAAGAGUUAUUCAACGGCUUGCGCUUAGAUGUCACGAGGACAUUCCUUUCUCAUAUUGAUCAUAUGUUGUCUGCACCAGAUGAACAGAUUAUGCAAAAUUGACCUUUUCAAACGUUUAAUGUAAUUUGUUUUGUUUUUGGUUGUUCAGUUAUAUUAAAUUAUAUUUAUCCCUUCAGAUCUAGUUGGUAUUAAAAAACUAAUUAAUUCAAAAA